AUGGAGAACCCUGAGGCAUACCUCACGAUAUAUAUGUCGUGUUCGGUGGAAAAUAUUCCAGCUGACGUUAUCGACAAGGAACAAAUAAACUUGCUGCAAAGGGCCUUCACCAUGUUUGACUCGACAAAAAAGGGCAGAAUAGAAAAAGAAAAGGUCCGCACCAUUUUAACAACUCUAGGACACACGUAUGAUGAUAGCGAACUAGAAGCUCUCUUACAAUCAGAAGACAAAGAAGAAAGUGGUCAUUUGAAUUUUGAGUCGUUUUGUCGAGUUGCAUCCCACUUUUUGGAAAAUGAGGACGAUGAGGCUUUACAGAAAGAACUUAAGGCAGCUUUCAGAUUAUAUGAUAAAGAAGAGCAUAUUUUUACUAUAACUCAAAAGUUAUCAAGGGAGGCUAGUUUUCAAUUGAAAUCCUUGUAUAAAGACUUGAUUUCCGCAGGCAAUGGUUACAUACCCACUUCGAGCUUAAGAGAAAUAUUGGCCGCCUUAGAUGACCAACUCACAACAGAUCAGCUGAACGAGAUGAUAGCUGAAAUCGAUACAGAUUCCUCUGGAACGGUAGAUUUUGAAGGCAAGUGUUGUAGAAUUCAAAGGGGGGUUCCUACUCAUAAAAAUAAUUUAUUAACUUGA
Brassicogethes aeneus is the source of this 630-nucleotide messenger RNA. The record is from the annotation of a GenBank genome assembly. Lineage: Eukaryota; Metazoa; Arthropoda; Insecta; Coleoptera; Nitidulidae.